UCGGUUUCAUGUAAUCGGGUUUCGGGAACUUUAGGAAAGAUGCACAGAAACUUCAGAAAAACGGUUGGGAAAAUUGGAGGAGAAGUCACAGCACGCCACAAGUGACUUCGACAAGCUUGCUUCAAGCCCUUUUUGUUUUUAUUUUAUUUUUAUUGUUGGUCGGAGCCGUCUUGCUUUACUUUUCAAAACGACGUGCAGUUUGUUUAGUGUCUUCAGGAGUUGAAGUGGGAGGGGUAUAAGGAUUUCGACUUCUCAGCUUUGGUGGUGAUUUGAUUGAGAUGAUUUGUAUUGUUUAGGAAGGAGUACAAAUUUUUCAGUUUACGGAGUUUUGUUAUAUGUGAAAUUUGAUGGGUAGAAUGGCUUUGUCGAAAGCGAAUCGGCCUGAAAUUGAGGAGAUUGGUAGUGGGAGGAGACCACAGACUAGUGAGAGCAGUCUGCCGCCUCAGCUUGUGAAAGAUUUAGAGGAGGCAUUCAAGUUGUUCGAUCUGAAUGGUGAUGGGAAGAUUUCGAAAGCCGAGUUGGGCACAGUACUUCGUUCUAUUGGAGAUGAAAUGAGCGAUGCAGAUUUGGAGCAGAUGAUAAGGGAUGCGGACACUGAUGGUGAUGGUGAAGUCGACCUUCAGGAGUUCAUCAAUCUGAACUCCGAUUCCGUUCAUAUCGGGAAAAUCACAUUAGGUGUGGAUUUGGGAGGAGAACUCCCCACUUCUUCAUCCUUGACAGAGGCUCUUCAGUCGGCGUUCAACGUGUUCGAUUCUGACAAAGAUGGUUUCAUUUCAGCUGAUUGUUAUUCACGACAUUGAGAAGCGUUUUCCGAAGCGGCAGACAUCUGAAUAAGAGAAUUAUCACAUUUGAGUUAUUCAAGAGUUGCUCUUAAGCUGCAGAGAGGCGAUUCCGGAUGCAGUUUGGCGUAGACAGUGAGUCGAGGAACACGAGCAGCGUUCAAGGAGCACACACUCUCAUACCAUCUCGUCGAAAUUAAAUUUAGUAAGACGUUGGCACAAGUUUAAGUUCAAUUUCAUACUUCGAGUGACGUGGGGACUGUUCCUACGGAUUACCUGGCAACGACUAGACCAAGUCUGCGCUUGUGCGGUUGCUAAUAGAUCGUUUGUGGGGUGAUAGCUGUAUUAGGAAGAAUACGAGGCCCCUCGAACCUUACAUUUGGAGGGUAAGUCGAAAUUUGACCUCUAUAAUCAGGUUAGUUACAGUUUCUUCUUAACUUGAUUAAAAUCAGGAAACCCCGGCAGCCUGGGUACAAGCAAUCAACAUGAUGGAGCUGUAAAUUGGCAACUAGUUCAUUUCCUUCUCUAUUAUAGAGUGUGGCGACUGGAACGUCCUGAAUGCUGUAGCGGCAGGUGCUUUAUUGAAGGGAUAUACUAAUCUCUGACAAGUCAGUUCCUCCACAGAUUCCUCGAUGCUUUCGGUUACCUGAAGAACCUGUGUAAAACUGGGGUUGCGGGCAUCUUGUUCAAGAACACUUUUUUGCUCGACGCUUUGCAACGUGAUUUUUAUCGAAGUAACUGUCACUGACGCGUUGUUUCUGUUGCCUCCGUUCAUGUGGGGAGUCUCUUUUGAAGGACUUUUGAAACAAAACUUAGACAUAUUGAAGGGACUUUCCCGAGCCCGGAACCGCCUGCUUUUACUUAUGUGUACCCCAUAUAUUCAGAUAAGACGAUGUGUAGACAGUUGACCAAUGUUGAUUUAGCUGUUUGGUAGUAGAUUAGUUUAACUGCUGUCAGUCCGUAUGAUGUUGAGAUCUGGACCCGCAAUGGGUGCUUCAGAAGGAUUUUCAGCAACAGUACUGUACGUUUGCACAGUGCAAGACGAGACCCCUGAGUUUGAAAUUCAUUGUCAGUGAGAUGAGACAAGGUGGUGAUGUGGCUGUGAGUGAAAGAUAUGAGAGGAAGCGAUACCAAAUUCCAGGAGCAAUAAUUAUCCCUGGUGACCGCCUGAUUUUGCUACAUUGAUACUAAUCUACCUAUGUGUACAUUGCACGAGUCUUUGAAUCAUAUUUCUACAUUGCCUUGAAGAA
Molecule: messenger RNA, 2029 nt
Organism: Physcomitrium patens
Lineage: Eukaryota; Viridiplantae; Streptophyta; Bryopsida; Funariales; Funariaceae
Source: RefSeq, a predicted model, not a curated record